This is a messenger RNA of Aspergillus steynii IBT 23096, 614 nucleotides long. RefSeq lists its product as uncharacterized. Lineage: Eukaryota; Fungi; Ascomycota; Eurotiomycetes; Eurotiales; Aspergillaceae. The record is from RefSeq and is a predicted model, not a curated record. Bases 128 to 457 code for a protein of 109 amino acids. The transcript has a single exon.
UCCUUCAUCUGUCGUUCUUCUCCCUCAAACGUGUUGAUCUGCUACGUAAGCCCUUUGUUCCAUCCUAGAGAACGAAAAAUGAUCGGCCUGUUUCUUGCGCCGUGGACCCACCCCAUCCCUAUUCCUGAUGAUUUCUGCAUCGGCAAGGCGUCUUCAUUCUCCCUUUUGGCUUAUCUGUUAUUUUAUCUUUGUGCUUUGUGUCUGGUCAUUUCUCGUCUGUUACGCCGCUUUGUGUUUCCUGUCUAUGUUGGUUCCAAUCACAAAUUGUCUUUGGUCGACGCCAGUAUUUUGUCAGCUCAGAUGUCAUCUCGAGGCUGGAACUCUUGCAUCUGAGUCCCAUUUGUUUGAUUACGGAUUUCCCCUGUCGAUACAAAGCGCAGAAUCAGAAUAUACGAAUGUUUUUUUUUUUUUUUUUUUUUUUUUCUUUCUUUCUUUCUUUUGGUUUGAUAUCAUGUAGAUGUCGAAUUCAGCGAGCACUACCAACGUCGUUUCUCGGAUAGAUUUUUGCGCGUGAGGGAUGGUAGGAAUGGAGAGAGACGAAUAAAAGCGAAGAAAGGAAAAGAAAAAGACAGACAGACAGACACCGCACCGAAUCAUGCACAGGAAAAGAAACG